CGGGCGCGCGGGCCUGGCCUGGCCUGGCCUGCCCCGCGUGCGCCAUGUACACCUUCGUGGUGCGCGACGAGAACAGCAGCGUGUACGCCGAGGUCUCCCGCCUGCUGCUGGCCACCGGCUACUGGAAGCGGCUGCGGCGCGACAACCCCAGGUUCAACCUCAUGCUGGGCGAGCGGAACCGGCUGCCCUUCGGGAGGCUGGGUCACGAGCCGGGGCUGAUGCAGUUGGUGAAUUACUACCGGGGGGCUGACAAACUGUGCCGCAAAGCUUCCUUAGUCAAACUAAUCAAGACAAGCCCGGAACUGGCUGAGUCAUGCACGUGGUUCCCGGAGUCUUAUGUGAUUUAUCCAACCAAUGCUAAGACCCCAGUUGCUGCCACGCAGAAUGGAAUCCACCUCCCUAUUAGCAACACCAGGACAGAUGAGAGGGAAUUCUUCUUGGCUUCUUACAACAAAAAGAAAGAUGAUGGAGAAGGCAAUGUUUGGAUUGCAAAGUCCUCAGCCGGUGCCAAAGGCGAGGGCAUCCUCAUUUCCUCCGAGGCCACAGAGCUUCUGGAUUUCAUAGACAACCAAGGCCAAGUGCACGUGAUCCAGAAGUACCUGGAGCGCCCUCUACUCCUGGAGCCUGGGCAUCGCAAGUUCGACAUUCGGAGCUGGGUCUUGGUGGAUCAUCAGUAUAAUAUCUACCUCUACAAAGAAGGAGUGCUUCGAACGGCUUCAGAACCCUAUCAUGUUGAUAAUUUCCAGGAUAAAACCUGCCACUUGACCAAUCACUGCAUUCAAAAGGAGUACUCCAAAAAUUACGGCAAGUAUGAAGAAGGGAAUGAAAUGUUCUUUGAAGACUUCAGUCGGUACCUAACAAGUGCUUUGAAUGUCACCCUGGAGACUACUAUCUUACUACAAAUCAAGCAUAUAAUCAGAAGCUGCCUCCUAAGCGUGGAGCCCGCCAUCAGCACCAGAUACCUACCAUACCAGAGCUUCCAGCUCUUCGGCUUCGACUUCAUGGUGGAUGAGGAGCUGAAGGUCUGGCUCAUCGAGGUCAAUGGCGCCCCUGCUUGUGCUCAGAGGCUUUAUGCAGAACUGUGCCAGGGCAUCGUGGACAUAGCCAUAUCCAGUGUCUUCUUGCCGCCAGAGGAGGAGCCCCCACCGCCGCCUGCUGCCUUCAUCAAGCUAUGAUCUGCCUCUGUGGCAGAAGCAGCCCUGGGGUCUGCCUGCAGGGGAUGGGUGGCUGAGUUUUGGGCCCAGAGCUAGGGAAGGAGGAGACUUGAAGGCAGCUUCUUCCCAAAGAAUGGGGGAGGCUGGCCAACACCGGGAUUGAGAUUUGGAAACUGAGGAGAACAGACUAUCCUUCUGGGGAGGGAAGAUGGGUCCUGUGGUAGCCCCAUCCUUUAAAAAGCACCUGAUCUGCCUUCCUAGCAGCCUCCCCAGGCUUGCGCCUGUUAGUUGAUGUUUCUUCUACCCGCUGCAGCCUUAGUGCCUUACUCACCCGCCCCCUCCCUGCUGCCACUCUUUUUUGGGGCACAGAUGGGAUAUUAGGACGUGCUGGAAAUUACCAGUGUUCCCUGGUCUCCCUCUUCUCCCCCAAUAUAACUCAAAACCAUGAGAAUUGGGACAAGCAUGCACUAACAGUACUUGGCCUUGCGUCUCACCUCACUCCAGUCACCCAAUGAGGCUGGGUGGGCCGGACAGGGGGCCGUAAAUGCUGUCAAUGGUCUGCUCUCUGCAUGUGUGAGACCAUGAGCAAGUCUGCCUCGAACCUGCAAACAUCCAAUAAGCAUGAGAGAAAAAUAGGAUGUCUUGCUGUCUUAGUAUUCGGGUAGGGUGGGGCUUUAGUUUUCUGUUAUCUUUGUUUCAACCUGAACUCUGUACGCACUUUCUCUCCAAGCUCCCUUUUCCUUUUUUGUCUGGUUAGACUUUAAAACUAAGCAA
Messenger RNA from Suncus etruscus (white-toothed pygmy shrew), 1928 nucleotides. RefSeq names its product tubulin tyrosine ligase (gene TTL). The coding region runs from base 45 to 1175 and encodes 376 amino acids. Gene Ontology annotation, biological process: protein modification process. The transcript is spliced from 7 exons. The record is from RefSeq and is a predicted model, not a curated record. NCBI's taxonomy places the organism in Eukaryota, Metazoa, Chordata, Mammalia, Eulipotyphla, Soricidae.